This is a messenger RNA of Pseudomyrmex gracilis, 1704 nucleotides long. RefSeq lists its product as uncharacterized. Gene Ontology annotation, molecular function: catalytic activity. The record is from RefSeq and is a predicted model, not a curated record. The transcript has a single exon. NCBI's taxonomy places the organism in Eukaryota, Metazoa, Arthropoda, Insecta, Hymenoptera, Formicidae. The coding region runs from base 1 to 1704 and encodes 567 amino acids.
AUGCCUUCACUCGGCAUCCAAAUGAUCCAGAUUAACUUGCAUCACAGCAAGAGCGCCUCGGCUAUCCUAGCCAGGAGUAUGGCUGUGAUGCAUACAAGUAUUGCACUAAUCCAAGAACCAUGGAUUGUGAAAGGUGCAGUAAAAGGACUGAGUGGUUGCAGCUGCUUAUACAAAGCACACUCAGAUAAUAGAGUAAGAUCAUGCAUUUUAGUAAAAGGACUAAAUGCUAUCUUUCUGCCACAGCUCAGCAGCGAGGACCUCACAGUCAUCAACGUGAGAGUAAAGCUAGCCGAGGAAAAAAACAUGGAAGUAUUAAUAUGGUCAGUUUAUAUGUCCUAUGACUCCACGGAUCCACCACUACAUGAAGAGGUAAAAAACCUCGUGGCCUAUGCGGAAGCCAGGGAGUUUGAACUCCUGCUGGUUUGCGAUGGGAACUCCCACCAUGUAGGAUGGGGAGGCACAGACACCAACCUGCGGGGGGAGAGUCUCCACAACUACCUAAUGGGCACAGGAUUAACUAUUCUCAAUAGAGGAAACGAGCCCACAUUCCUGGACUCCAGAAGACAGGAAGUCAUCGAUAUAACAAUUUGUGCGGAGAGGGUGGCGGGUCUGGUGAACGACUGGAGGGUCUCGGAUGAGCCCUCUGGCUCUGAUCACAGACAAAUACGCCUAACUCUUCAACAAAUACAGCAAAUCAGCUGGGUUUGCAACCCACAAAAAACCAACUGGGAGGGCUUUAGGGCUGACCUUAAGGCCCAGCUUGCUAUGGCUUCAACCAGUUUCGGAACCAAAAACAACUUGGAAAACGUGGCGGACUUUCUAAAAAACGCCAUUAUAAACGCUUUUAAAUUAAACUGCUCACCUAAACCCAGGAAUCCGGUGAACAAGAUCCACUGGUGGAAUAAAGAGCUCGGUAAGCUCAGAUUGGAAACGAGAAAGAAAUUCAGCAAAGCGACAAGAACAGGACUUGCAGUACACUGGGAGGUCUUUAGAAGCUCCCAACGAGAGUACAGCAAAGAGAUUAAGAAAUCAAAAUGCAAAAGCUGGAGAUGUUUCUGUGAAAGCAUUGAGAGCGCCCCGGAGGCAUCCAGGCUUUACAGAAUUUUCAGUUUGGAUCAUCGUCCCCAAUUAGGCUGUCUCAAGCUCCCAACGGGGAAUAUCACUGAGGAGGCAACGGACACAUUGAAACAUCUAAUGGAAGUCCACUUCCCAGGUUUUGAUCAUAACAUACAACCCUGCCGACCNAAGCCUAGGGAAUAUAAACUCAGGGACUGGCGUCUGGAAGCUGAGGUUGUUUUUCCAAAGGGAGUUGAAUGGGCUGUUAAAACCUUCUCUCCCUAUAAAUCACCUGGACCGGAUGGAAUUUACCCGGUUCUUCUCCAAAAGGGGCUGGCGGUUCUUAUAGGUCCAUUAACAAAAAUCUUCCGGGCUAGUAUAGCCCUAAAACACGUCCCCCAGGCUUGGGGUGGUAUAAGAGUAAUCUUUAUACCCAAACCUGGUAGAAAUGGCCAUAUAGCAGCCAAAGACUUCAGACCGAUCAAUCUCACUUCCUUUGUACUGAAAACACUGGAGAGACUGGUUAAUAGAUAUCUGAAAAUUGGCCCUUUGCUAGUACAUCUGCUGUCUCCGGCUCAGUAUGCCUACAGGGAGGGCAGAUCAACAGAUACUGCCUUGCACCAUCUCGUGGGCGGAGUCGAAGUGUAG